AUGGAGAUUUACAGAAUGAGUAAUGACAGGAUCAAUGUGACAGUUGAUGCUGCAGGUUUGAUAACUAAAUAUUCAGAUGCUGUUAACAUCUUCAUCAUUGUGCUUAUAUCUUUACUUAUUUUACUUACAGUUGGAGGCAAUACGUUUGUUAUAUUGGCUUUCUUAGUGGAAAAGAAACUCAGAAACCAAAGCAAUUUCUUUCUCCUAAAUUUGUCGAUUGCUGAUUUUUUGCUAGGUGCAUUUGCUAUCCCUUUGUAUGUACCAUAUAUGCUGACAGGAAAGUGGCUGCUUGGGAAAUUCCUCUGCAAAGUGUGGCUAAUUGUUGAUUACACCAUGUGCACAGCCUCAGCGUUUAAUGUCGCUCUUAUCAGCUGGGAUCGAUUCCUCUCUGUCACUCAGGCUGUGUUAUACCGAUCUCAACAGAACAGUCACUGCUGGACAAUUAUAAAGAUGACUGCAGUCUGGAUACUGUCAUUUCUACUCUAUGGGCCAGCAAUUAUUUUUUGGGAUUUAAUUCUCACUACAGAGGAAAUUCCGGAAAACACUUGUGUAGCCGGAUUUUAUUACUCAUGGUAUUUCCUUCUUACAGCAUCAGCAUUUGGGUUCUUUCUCCCAUUGAUAAGCAUUUGCUUUUUCAACCUGAGCAUUUAUUGCAACAUUAAAAAACGCAGUAGAAAAAAAAUGCAGAACUCCAUUUCUCUUCCCACAGACAAGAGUCGAAAAGAGGCAAAACUGUACACAAUAGCCACAAAUAAUACUCCUCAGGCUUCUCGGACGAGAAUGAAGAUUUGCUGUAAUCAGUGCUUUGAUAUCUCCUCCUCUUCCCAGAAUAAUAACAGAUCAAAUCAAAUCACUGUUCUUUCCAGAGACAAAAAAGUAGCAAAAUCUCUUUCCAUUUUAGUAUGCAUUUUUGCCAUAUGCUGGGCUCCUUAUUCAUUCCUUAUGAGUAUACGUGCCACCUGUCAUGGUUACUGCAUUCAUAUUUAUUGGUAUGAUAUAACAUUCUGGUUGCUGUGGACUAAUUCUGCAAUAAACCCUAUUAUUUACCAUUUAUGCCACAAAACUUUUCGAGAGGCAUUCCUCAAUAUUGUUAUUCGUGUAUGCUUGAAGAAUCACAAAGUUUAA
This is a messenger RNA of Xenopus laevis (African clawed frog), 1125 nucleotides long. It is a transcript of the gene hrh4.b1.L, whose product is annotated as histamine receptor H4 gene b1 L homeolog. The coding region runs from base 1 to 1125 and encodes 374 amino acids. NCBI's taxonomy places the organism in Eukaryota, Metazoa, Chordata, Amphibia, Anura, Pipidae. The transcript is spliced from 4 exons. The record is from RefSeq and is a predicted model, not a curated record.